AUGAAAGACAUGGGCUUUCGCGGCAUGAUUUUGACAUAUGCUGCCGAGACUGUGUUUGAUCAUAGUACGCAAGCUCAGCAUGGAAAGGGAAUUGCUGCUUCGAAAAGCGAGCAAGAGGAUGUGUCUGUCGAUGCUGCGGCCUACCAUUGUCCCAGCAUCGAAGCUUGGCGGGAAGGGACAGUUGAGACCAUCUAUAUGACAGAGGCAGAGGAUUACCUCGCAGUCAAAUUGACAGGCGCUGGCGUUAGCGUCACCGAGGCUUUCGCCGCUGGAGAGUUACCUCCGCAGCAAAUGAUGGAUGCCCUGCAUGAGGUCUGUACUAAGGCCAAAGAUAGAAAGGUUCGCAUCCUCGUCGAUGCCGAAUCUCAGCAUUUCCAAAAGGGCAUUUCACGGGUUGCUGUGGAACUUAUGCGCACUUACAAUCGCGAUGGUUAUUCCACCAUCUACAAUACAUACCAGGCCUACCUCAAAAGCACACCAGCGACACUAGCCAACCAUCUCGCUGCGGCAAAGGAAGAUGGAUUUACUCUCGGUCUCAAGCUCGUGAGGGGCGCAUACAUGGCGACGGAUGAACGGUCCCUGAUCCACGACACGAAGGAAGACACCGACAACGCAUAUAAUAUGAUAGCCCAGGGGGCUCUGACGAAGAAUAUCGGAGAAUUCGGAGAUAAGGGUACCCGCGAAUUCCCCUCGGUGAAUCUAUUUCUGGCAAGUCAUAACAAGGAAAGCGUGGUUGCUGCCCACGAGCUCCAUAAGCAUCGUGCUAUGUCCGGCUUGCCCACCGUUCCUGUGCGCUUUGCCCAACUCCAUGGUAUGUCCGAUGAGGUUAGCUUUUCGCUGCUUCAGAUGAAUGAUGGCGAUGGAACGCCGGAGGUUUAUAAAUGUUCCACUUGGGGAGGUAUGGGUGAAUGUCUGGCCUAUCUGCUUCGUCGGGCAAUUGAGAAUCGUGAUGCUGUUCUGCGCACAGAUAAUGAGUAUCGGGCGUUGAAGACGGAGGUUUUCCGCAGAGUGAAGUCGGUGUUUUCUCCUUCAUCAUCUUCAUAG
Molecule: messenger RNA, 1044 nt
Organism: Penicillium verrucosum
Lineage: Eukaryota; Fungi; Ascomycota; Eurotiomycetes; Eurotiales; Aspergillaceae
Product: proline dehydrogenase family protein
Exons: 2
Coding region: 1-1044 (347 amino acids)
Cellular component (GO): mitochondrion
Molecular function (GO): proline dehydrogenase activity; FAD binding
Source: RefSeq, a predicted model, not a curated record